AUCAUUGAUCCGAAAAUCAACCUUUAGCUACUAGCCCACAUAACAUACCAGCUUAGAAAUUCAAUCCACAACCUAGAAUUAUAUGCCUCGACAAUAUCCUGAAAUUCGAGAUGAUACUCCACUGACAACUCCGAGUCAACACUCUCUCCUUUAUGGCCUUAUUAACACCAAUGUUGAAUUUUCCAACACCUCAACCAAAAUCCAAAUUCACAAAAAAUGGAGUCAUCAGACACAAAAAUCCACAUCCUCCUUCUCCCAUUCUUAGCACAAGGUCACCUCCGCCCAUUCCUCCACCUCGCUCACCACCUUCACUCACACACAUCUUUCACAAUCUCUCUCCUCACAACACCACUAAACGCCGCAAAUCUCCGCAAACAAACCAACAACAUUAACAUCAACAUUGUCUCUCUCCCUUUUAACAGCACCGACCACGGUCUCCCACCUAACACUGAAAACACUGACAAAAUCCCUUUAACCUCAAUCAUCACUCUCUUCCAUGCUUCCACGUCACUCAAACCUCACUUCAUUGAUUAUCUCACGCGCCACCACGUGGACCGACCACCAGUGUGCGUCAUCUUCGAUGUCUUCUUGGGCUGGGCUGAUAAUGUGGCCCGGUCCAUUGGGUCCACUGGGAUUUGCUUUAAUACUGGUGGGGCUUAUGGGGUUGCGGCGUAUUGCUCGAUCUGGAGUUAUUUACCUCAUAUGAAUGUUUCUGAUGAUGAUGAGUUUGUUGUUCCGGGUUUUCCGGAACAUAGGAGAUUCCGACGUAAUCAGCUUCAUAGGUUUUUGAGAAAUGCUGAUGGUAGUGAUGAUUGGUCGAGGUUUUUUCAACCUCAGAUUAAGAUGUCGAUGAAUUGUUCUGGGUGGUUGUGUAAUUCUGUUGAGGAAAUUGAGGAAUUAGGGUUUGAGAUUUUGAGAAAAUCGAUGAAUUUGAAAGUUUGGGGAAUUGGGCCUUUGAUUAUGACUCCUUGUUCGAAUAAUAAUAAUGGUGGUGAUGAUGAUGAUAAUGGUUGUUUAGAGUGGUUGAAUCAGUUUGAAAAGGAUUCUGUUUUGUACAUUUGUUUCGGGUCUCAGAACACUGUGAAUCCGAAGCAAAUGAUGGAGUUUGCAAAAGGGUUGGAAGAGAGUAAGGUUAAGUUUAUAUGGGUUAUUCGGCCGCCAUUCGGGUUUGAUAUUAAUGGGGAGUUUAAACCCGAAUGGCUGCCUGAUGGGUUUGAGGAGAGGAUGAAGGAGAAUAAACAAGGGAAGUUGGUACAAAAAUGGGCGCCGCAAUUGGAGAUUUUGAAAAAUGAAGCAACUGGUGGUUUUUUGAGUCAUUGUGGGUGGAAUUCGGUGGUGGAAGCGUUAAAGGAGGCGGUGCCGAUUAUAGGGUGGCCGUUGGCGGCGGAGCAAGCGUAUAAUUCGAAGAUGUUGGUGGAGGAAAUGGCGGUGGCGGUCGAGUUGACGAGGGGAUUGGAAGGGGAGGUGACGAAAGAGGAGGUGAAGAGGGUGGUGGAGAUGGUGAUGGAUAGAAAUGAGGGGAGUUGUGGGUGGGAAAUGAAGAAGAAGGUUGUUGAAAUUGGGGAGAAAAUGAGGGAUGCUUUGAAAGUGGAGGGAGAUUAUAAGGGUUCUUCUAUUAAGGCAAUAGAAGAUUUUGUAGAGUUCAUAUUGUCCUCUAAGGGUAAGGAAGUUGCAUGAGCUUCGUGAGAAAAGUUUGUGUUCUUUUAUAUGAAUGUUAAGUUCUUGUCGGAUUCAUAUUGAGUAUUGUGCACCCGAAAAAACAUAAUUCAUGCUUUGCUAUGUUUUUAUGGUGCACUCAUAUGCACCUAUUUAUGCGCAAUCACGCAGAUAUAUAUUGUCAAUGUGAUACACAUGUAUGUCAAUAUAAACUCUUUUUAAGCAUCUUAAUAAAUAGGGGUGCUUCUUUCUA
Molecule: messenger RNA, 1909 nt
Organism: Beta vulgaris subsp. vulgaris (sugar beet)
Lineage: Eukaryota; Viridiplantae; Streptophyta; Magnoliopsida; Caryophyllales; Amaranthaceae
Product: UDP-glycosyltransferase 92A1
Exons: 1
Coding region: 217-1677 (486 amino acids)
Molecular function (GO): UDP-glycosyltransferase activity
Source: RefSeq, a predicted model, not a curated record